AGGAGAAGAGAAACUCAAAAGCACAAACAACACCUCAAGCACCCAAGCCAAAGAACCCCAAAUCCAAAUCCAAAUCCAAAGGAAAACAAAAACCAAAAUGCCACUCUCCGCACACGCCAAAUCCACCUACCGCGCGCUGCUCCGCGAACUUCCUCGCCGCUCCCUCUCCGCACCUACUACUACACCGCUGCACCACCGAAUCCGCGAAGCCUACCGCGCCACGGCGGAAAAAAAGCCCGGCGGCGAAAUCGAUGCAGAAGAGCUCCUUCUGCGCCGGGUCCAAGAGGCCGAACAGUUUGCGGUCUAUGCGCGGGCGCAGCGGACGUAUGCGAUGCUGGUGGAGAGGUAUAAUCCUGGCUCGGCGAUGGAUGAGGAAGAGAGGAUCAGGCUUACUGCUCGGAGGGUUGGGUUGGAUUUACCGGUUGAGGCGGAGAAGGAGGGAAUGUGAAUGGAUGGAUGGAUCUAUCUAUCUAUCUAUCUAUCUAUCUAC
Aspergillus ochraceoroseus IBT 24754 is the source of this 490-nucleotide messenger RNA. RefSeq names its product LYR motif-containing protein. Gene Ontology annotation, biological process: mitochondrial proton-transporting ATP synthase complex assembly. The record is from RefSeq and is a predicted model, not a curated record. Gene Ontology annotation, cellular component: mitochondrial matrix. Lineage: Eukaryota; Fungi; Ascomycota; Eurotiomycetes; Eurotiales; Aspergillaceae. The transcript has a single exon. The coding region runs from base 98 to 448 and encodes 116 amino acids.